AUGAGGCUGUUUGUAGCGUUAUCUGUUUAUGUAGCAUUAUGUACUGGUAGUGCGAUCCCAAACUCGGAUCAGUAUCCGCCUGUACCAGGGGACAACAGUCACUAUGUAGAAGGAGUGAGUCGCUAUAUAUGGAUGCCCGAUGGAGACAACAAGAUUCAUCUGGUAGAUCUUAAAGCUACCAGCAGAGACGCUCAAUUGUUAAAUGGAUUCAAUAACCGAUACUGGCUAUACACUAGACGUAAUCCAACGAACCAUCAGGUUCUGACGGUCAACGACGAUAAUUCCGUACGCAACUCUAACUACAACAGAAACUUACCAACUAAGGUUGUGGUCCACGGAUGGAACAGCAAAGGCAGUUCAUCAAUGAACCCAAUGAUUCGUGAUGCUUUCCUUCGAGUUGGCGACUAUAACGUUAUUGUCGUCGACUGGAGAAGAGCCGCAGCUGGAGUUUACACAACAUCAGUACAAUCAGUUCCUGGAAUUGGUCAUCAUCUUGGUCAUUUUCUGAACUGGUUGAUCUCCAGACACGGUGGUAACUGGAACAACGUGCAUCUUGUUGGCUUCAGUCUAGGGGCUCAUGUUGUUGGAAACGCUGGUCGUACCGUUGGUGGACGUGUUGGACGUAUAACUGGAUUAGAUCCCGCAGGUCCUCAAUGGGGACCGAGGAAUUCAAAUACCCUAAGCAGAAACGAUGGACGUUACGUAGAAACCAUCCACACUGAUGGCGGUAAACUGGGUAUCUUUGAUGUUAUUGCUGACGCUGAUUUUUACCCGAAUGGUGGUAGACAUAGACAGCCUGGGUGCGCUUUAAGCCCGUGCUCUCACAGUCGUUCCUACGAAUUUUUUGCUGCUAGCGUAACCCAUGACCAUUUUGUUGGAAGACAAUGUAACAAUCUUAACGAAGCACGCAACCAACGGUGUAAUGGAAGGCAGCAUAAGAUGGGCAAUGCUCAAUUAAACAAAAGCGGAAGUGGCCUAUAUGGAUUAACUACAGGUUCAAAACAUCCAUUCUAA
Messenger RNA from Pieris macdunnoughi, 1014 nucleotides. The record is from the annotation of a GenBank genome assembly. Lineage: Eukaryota; Metazoa; Arthropoda; Insecta; Lepidoptera; Pieridae.